AUGGCACCUGGUCGCGAAGGUGGAGGUGGUCGCAAAACCCUUCUUGCACCCAUUCAUUUUAUCUUCAGCCUUCUACAAAAGCGCUCGACGGUGUCAAUAUGGCUUUACGAAAACCUGCACACGCGUAUUGAGGGCAAAAUCAGGGGUUUCGACGAGUUCAUGAACCUCGUUAUUGACGACGCGGUCGAGGUACAAUUAGCUACGAGAGAUGCCCCAGAAAAGAGACGGCAGCUUGGACAAAUUUUACUCAAAGGAGACAACGUCUCGCUGAUACAAUCUUUGAGUUAA
This is a messenger RNA of Capronia coronata CBS 617.96, 288 nucleotides long. RefSeq names its product small nuclear ribonucleoprotein E. The coding region runs from base 1 to 288 and encodes 95 amino acids. Gene Ontology annotation, cellular component: U1 snRNP; U2 snRNP; U5 snRNP. The transcript has 3 exons. NCBI's taxonomy places the organism in Eukaryota, Fungi, Ascomycota, Eurotiomycetes, Chaetothyriales, Herpotrichiellaceae. Gene Ontology annotation, biological process: spliceosomal snRNP assembly; mRNA splicing, via spliceosome. The record is from RefSeq and is a predicted model, not a curated record. Gene Ontology annotation, molecular function: RNA binding.